UUGACAUUGACAGUAAAUGUCAACGAUAACAUUCUUUCUUUCUGUCAAAAGUUUGUGUCCACCAUGGCUCGCGGACCUAAGAAGCACUUGAAGCGUUUGAACGCGCCAAAGGCAUGGAUGUUGGACAAGCUGGGAGGCGUGUACGCGCCGCGGCCGAGCACGGGCCCGCACCGCCUGCGCGAGUGCCUGCCGCUCGUGAUCUUCCUGCGGAACCGGCUCAAGUACGCGCUCACCGGCAAUGAGGUGCUCAAGAUCGUCAAGCAGCGCCUCAUCAAGGUGGACGGCAAGGUCCGCACCGACCCCACCUACCCUGCUGGAUUCAUGGAUGUGGUAUCCAUUGAGAAGACCAAUGAACUGUUCAGGCUGAUAUACGAUGUUAAGGGUCGCUUCACCAUCCAUCGCAUCACUCCCGAGGAGGCUAAGUACAAGCUGUGCAAGGUGCGGCGCGUGGCCACGGGCCCCAAGAACGUGCCGUUCCUGGUGACGCACGACGGCCGCACCAUCCGCUACCCCGACCCGCUCAUCAAGGUCAACGACUCCGUGCAGCUCGACAUCGCCAGCGGCAAGAUCCUCGACUUCAUCAAGUUUGAAUCGGGCAACCUGUGCAUGAUCACGGGAGGUCGUAACUUGGGGCGAGUGGGCGUGAUCGUGUCCCGCGAGCGUCACCCCGGGUCCUUCGACAUCGUCCACAUCAAGGACUCCACGGGGCACACCUUCGCCACUAGGUUAAACAACGUGUUCAUCAUCGGCAAGGGCACGAAGGCGUACAUCUCGCUGCCGCGCGGCAAGGGCGUGCGGCUCACCAUCGCCGAGGAGCGCGACAAGCGCAUCGCCGCCAAGGUCGCCGGCCAGUAACCGCUAGGAUAAGGUUUCAAUAAAAAACUAAAAAUCGAAA
Molecule: messenger RNA, 895 nt
Organism: Pectinophora gossypiella (pink bollworm)
Lineage: Eukaryota; Metazoa; Arthropoda; Insecta; Lepidoptera; Gelechiidae
Gene: RpS4
Product: 40S ribosomal protein S4
Exons: 6
Coding region: 64-855 (263 amino acids)
Biological process (GO): translation
Cellular component (GO): cytosolic small ribosomal subunit; ribosome
Molecular function (GO): structural constituent of ribosome; RNA binding
Source: RefSeq, a predicted model, not a curated record